CAGAAGUGGACACACCUCUAGAUUAUGACCAAUCCGUCCAGAGGUUGAACCAAUGCUACCCGUUUAACUUAUUUUUUUAAGAAGUUUAUUUCCCAGACUGGACGCAUGAAAGACUGCGUGCAAGAACAGAAGUCAUAAGCUUAAAAGAAACGCAUCGAAGCCUGAACUCAUGGAUUGGAAAGUUCUUCAGGGUUUUCUCAGCGGAGUCAACAAGUACUCCACCGCCUUCGGAAGGAUCUGGUUAUCGGUGGUCUUUGUUUUCCGGGUGCUGGUCUUCGUGGUGGCUGCUGAGCGAGUCUGGAGCGACGAGCAGGGGCACUUCGACUGCAACACCCGCCAGCCUGGUUGCACCAACAUCUGCUAUAAUCACUUCUUCCCCAUCUCCCACAUUCGCCUUUGGGCCCUCCAACUUGUUUUCAUCACUUGCCCUUCAUUCAUGGUGGUGCUCCACGUGGCUUACCGGGAAGAACGGGAACGCAAGUACCGAGCCAAGCACGGCGAGAACACUCGGCUUUACGACAACACGGGACAAAAGCAUGGUGGCCUGUGGUGGACGUACCUGAUGAGCCUCUUCAUCAAAACCGGUUUCGAGAUCACUUUUCUCUACUUGCUCCACUACAUCUAUGAUAGCUUUAAGCUGCCCAGGAAGGUCCAAUGCGAUGUCAGCCCCUGUCCAAAUCUGGUCAACUGCUACGUGUCUCGACCCACUGAGAAAACCAUUUUUUCCUACUUCAUGGUGGGAGCAUCCGUCCUGUGUGUGGUGCUCAACAUUUGUGAGAUAUUCUACAUGAUUGCCACCAGAGUGGUGAAUCGAAAACAACAUGGCAGCAUCAGAAUUGCAUCGAGAAAGGGCCGCCCUGAAGUGGACUGCGACGGCUGCAAGUCCUCUCACGCUGAAUAGCUGAAGACCCCUUUGGGGAAAAAAAAAUCAAGAAAUCUUCUCAUGCCCCUUAUUAAUCAUCUUUUUUAUGCAUUAAAUGUUAAGUAGUUUCACCUUUGGCUUUCAAAUCUCUGAUAUGGUGUUCUGCACAUUUGAAGAUCCCAUCCUAAUAUCAUUCAAAUGUAAGAUUAUCCACUUGACAUCUGACACCUCAUAUCAGCUUCAACUGAACUUAAGUGUGUGCGUGUUUUGUUAACCUUCAUGGAUCUCUCCAUGGCCCUAAUGGACACGAUGAUAAUUUAGACCUCUGAGUGUUGUUAAAAAGCACCCAUGAAAAAAGGUGAACGCAUUCAGGUUUAUUGUAUUUACAUUUAUAAAGUUUCCGGAAUGUAAUUUAAUGUAAAUGUUCUAAUUCCCUGUUGUGAUCUUAGAAAUAAAUGUUUAAUGAAAUAUCAGAAACUGAUUUUCACAUUAUGGGCUGAACAUUCACAGAUUUGUGACUACAGACAGUACAACACUGAGCAAAAGUGACUGUUAAUUUGUUUGAUUUAGUCGCUCAAAAGGACAAAAAUAAACAUUUCA
Messenger RNA from Oreochromis aureus, 1462 nucleotides. RefSeq names its product gap junction beta-3 protein-like. The coding region runs from base 170 to 901 and encodes 243 amino acids. Gene Ontology annotation, biological process: cell communication. The record is from RefSeq and is a predicted model, not a curated record. Gene Ontology annotation, cellular component: connexin complex. The transcript is spliced from 2 exons. NCBI's taxonomy places the organism in Eukaryota, Metazoa, Chordata, Actinopteri, Cichliformes, Cichlidae.